AAAAAUUUAGGAUAAGUUUUUGACAAUUGACAUUUAACAACUUGGACUUGGUUGGAACGUGUUUUUAUUCAAGCUAUACAAUAUUAAACGCAAAUUAAAUUAUAAAUAGUUUGCAAUGGCGAAAAAGCGAAAGAUUAUGUCAAAAUUGGGCGACACACCUAAGUCAGCACCGGUCGAAGUAGUCAUAGAAGACGUAACAAAUCACCCACUGUGCAUGCACGGGCCAACACUAUUAUUUUCUAGCGAAAAAGGUCGAUAUUUCGCAUGUUCGUCGUGCAGGAACAAAAAAGACUGCACAGUACACAUCAGCGAAGAAGACUGGUUGAAGGAGAACGUCAAGAAACGAAAUGAAAAGUACUAUAGCCUAAUUCCAACGAUCAAUAAAAAUCAAGCGUGGAAUAACUUUGCGGAGGUUAGAUCAAGGCCAGUAUCUGACCGGGCCUACUGUAACACAUGCCAAGAACUGUACAUAGUGUCAAAAACAAAAAAACAUGGUAAAGACCACAGAGUCAUCACUCCACUUAUGGAUGAGCAGCUCAAACAACCUUCAUCAUGGUUGCCAUUAUUGGAGAAUGAUGCAGUUGAAGCACAGUACUUGUUCACAAAGAAAUCUGCCGGCACUGUGCUGGGUAUACUCAAAAACAAUAGCAUAAGAAAUAUCUUAUGCAUUGGAACUCCAACUGUUCAUGAGGCAGCACAAGCCCACCCAGACUUUAACUCUAUACUCCUGGACUACGACAAGAGAUACCAUGUGUUCCACCCCCCUGAUAAAUACAUAUGGUACAACAUGUUCAAUAAUUACAUGUUCAAUGCUAAUGAUGAUGAAAAAUUACUAAAAAAGUUCUUUAAGAAGUCAAGAGAUGGUGGUAUUUGUGUUGUAGUGGACCCUCCUUUUGGAGGCCGUGUGGAACCACUGGCAAAGACACUAAGGGAGCUCACAGAUAUGUACAAUAAAAUAUGUGAGAAAGACGAUACCUUGCUACCUGUUUUAUGGGCGUUUCCAUACUUCUCUGAGCCCUACAUUACAAAUAUGUUACCGGAAAUUAUAAUGCAUGAUUAUCAGGUUGAAUAUGAGAAUCAUAAGAAAUUUCAAACUAAAACGAAAACUGGACGCAAAUACGGAUCACCAGUUCGUUUCUAUACUAACCUACCUCUUAUCACUAUAGAUUUAUCGAAUGAUAAAAACUACAAGUUCUGUGACAAAUGUAAAUACUGGGUUUCAGUGACAAAUAACCACUGUAAUAAGUGCAAAGAGUGCACGAGUAAGAAUGGAAUGACAUAUAGACAUUGCAAUAUUUGCAAACGGUGCGUGAAGCCUACGUUCUUCCAUUGUCAGCAGUGUGAACGAUGUUGCCAGGAAAAGGAACAUGUUUGUGGUGUUGAAGUGACAAGUCAGGUAAAUAUAAACCUAUGUAUAUCGUUUUUAUAUAUUAUGAAUGUAUUUACUUACACCAAAUACAUUUAUGGACUACAGAAAACCCUGUGCUGUGGUUGUUAGCUCACUUACUCAUUUGAACCUCACUUCGAUAAAGCGGCACGACAUGAGAAUCCUCUCAUCGUGGCCACCGGAAACUACAUAGCCGAUUCUGCGGACCAAAUGGUAAACAGUUGUCGUCGCCCAAAACACGUCAUUUCGGAUCCUCCCGGUGUACUAACGGUGUUUUAGGUACUCCAAGCACCGGUCAUCGUUCUCGUCGAACCCGUCGCCGCGACGAAGGGCUCGGCGAGUAAAUUAACCCACAGACACAGCCCACUGAGUUUCUCGCCGGAUCUUCUCAGUGGGGCCGCGUUUCCGAUCCGGUGGUAGAUUCUGCCAAGUACGGCUCUUGCUAGGUUCGUGUUAGCAACAUCGUCAGGUUUGAGCCCCGCAAGCUCACUUACUAGUUAAGGUUACGCUGAUAUGGUGUCUUUAGACUCGAUUAGGUAGGGAAAAAAAACUUAAUAAUAUUAUUUUUUUAUAGCAUAUUCAGUCCUUCCCAGUAUGCAACUUUACUAUAUAUUUAUAAUCUUACAGUCUUGCUACAAUUGCAAUGAAAAGGGUCACAAGAAAACCCAGUGCCCACAGCUACAGGAAAAAGUAAAGAAGAGACGAAAGCAAGCAUGAAACAUUUAUUAAAAAAUAAAUCAAUUAUAAAAACUAAAA
This is a messenger RNA of Bombyx mori (domestic silkworm), 2143 nucleotides long. RefSeq names its product rRNA N6-adenosine-methyltransferase ZCCHC4. The coding region runs from base 116 to 1498 and encodes 460 amino acids. Gene Ontology annotation, biological process: rRNA methylation. The transcript is spliced from 5 exons. The record is from RefSeq and is a predicted model, not a curated record. Lineage: Eukaryota; Metazoa; Arthropoda; Insecta; Lepidoptera; Bombycidae. Gene Ontology annotation, cellular component: cytoplasm; nucleolus. Gene Ontology annotation, molecular function: zinc ion binding; nucleic acid binding; rRNA (adenine-N6-)-methyltransferase activity.